Messenger RNA from Linderina pennispora, 1784 nucleotides. RefSeq lists its product as uncharacterized. Lineage: Eukaryota; Fungi; Kickxellomycota; Kickxellomycetes; Kickxellales; Kickxellaceae. The coding region runs from base 50 to 1678 and encodes 542 amino acids. The transcript has a single exon. The record is from RefSeq and is a predicted model, not a curated record.
UUUUUCCUUUCUCUCGCCCACCCUUUGGCUCUCGUUUUCUCUCUAAAGAAUGUAUUCUGUCGUCAUCGAAAACAUAUUCUUUUUCUACAGCGAUCCUUACAAGAACUCUGUCUACUGGCGGCUUCCUGCUGACAACGGUCUGUUCAAAGCGUUCCAGCCACUGGGGGCAGUGUGUCGUGUGUGGAGGGUGGUCGCUUUACCGUACAUGUACCAGUUUGCGACCUGCGAGCUGCGGUAUGCCUUAGAUAUUGGCGGGAUCAACAGGGCAGUUUGGUCCGACAACCUGCUGCUGAUCAAGUCAGCUGGCGCUCAGCAUAUGCUAAGCGGGCUCAGCAUCCACGUCGAUGUUGCCAACCCAUGGGUGGUCGUUGAGUAUUUGAAGCAGCUUGAUAUUGAUUUCAUUACCUGGUACCAGUUCACAACCCUGAGGUUCAUAGUCGGCAACCAGGGUGUUCUCAGACCACAGGAGCUCUGCCCACCAGAGGCACUGGAGCUAAUGUGCUCGUUUCUUGUUGACACGAUUCCUGGCCUGCGAGAGAUUUACACCAUACCUAGCGAAGGAAUCGACACAAGCGGUAGUUUUCUAUUGAGACUCAUGAUCAGACGCUUUGCCUGGCGCUUGGAGCGACUAAAUAUCCUCUCGCUCACUCCGGUCAAGCUAAGCCUUGAUUCUGACACUAGGCUUGCGAACAUCAAGCACCUCAACAUCCAGUCAUACAGCGAGCUGCCUCACAGUUUCUACACAAACGUCCAGAUAUACAGCCUGGAGACUCUGAGUCUCAAGCCCUGCGAUCUUGACCUUUUUGUUACGCAGCUUGUAUGCAAGCACACAGUGGGAAACUUUCGCUUCCCUAAGCUCCGUCGACUCACUAUUCACGGCCCUGAAAAUCCUACCAAUGCGUUCAUCUUUCACCACCAGCGAUUCAAAACCCCUCUGCUCAUCAGCCACAGCCCGUUUCCUGCCCUCGAGUUUUUGAGCCUGUCAUGUUACUCGCCAAACACCAGUCGGUUUCUGCGACUUGUACACACAUCGCCUCUACACACCCUUCAUCUGAUUAUGAUCGGGGCAUCUUGUCUUGAUAUAGAGCUAAGUAAACUCAAAGACCUCCAGGAGAUUCGGGUGGUUGUGGAAGUGGUUGGCCGCAGCCCGAUGAAGGAGCGGUUCCGAGAAAUGAUCACUCAGGCAAUAUGUCGACUGCCACACCUGGUGAGACUUGAUGCCCGUUUCAUGGGAAACGCUCGUUUUUGCAAGCCAGUAAGACUUGACACGCAGUUCUCCCAAUGGCCCCACUCGCCAACCUUGCAAAGGCUGCGGCUGCGGCUGCGGACAUACGUUUCUCCCACUGCACUCGUCCGAAUUCUGAAGCAACUGCCACGGCUAUGGGAGCUUUGCGUAUAUAUGGACGUUGCUGAUAUGAGUGAGUGGUCGGCAAGGUACAUGGGUACAGAUAUCAAUGCAGCCACUCCUGAGCCUAUUAGCUAUAGCGCGCAGACGCUGUGCAUCGACAUGCUUACCCACCGUCCAGGAUCACUACAUAUAAUGACGUCUUUUGUCAGGAUCUUCCGUUCGCUGCCAAAUCUCCGCACCCGUCUAUUUACCGCCCAUGUACUACCCGGCAUUUUCCAAAGGGAAAUGGACUUUGGACGGUGUUCCGCCGAAAACCAUGCCCAUUGGUGACAUAGUAUUCAAGACGGUACCAGAGUUUCCGCCGGAUCCGUAGGGCAGCACUAGCUAGAAAUUCCAUUUCCUUUGCACAAUGCAUACUCUGCUGAAGACUGCUGCG